UGACGGGCCAAUAAAAGCGGCGGCGCGCGGCCGCGGCAGACUCAGCCUUUUCGGCGUCGGUGACCUUUCCUGCUGUUUUUUCCGCUCACACCGCCAGUCUCCUGCCCCUACUCGAGCGGCUCUGCGAUGUUGGCGUUGCGCCGCGGCUCCCGCCUGCUCGGUCUGCUACCUCUCCCGUGCUCCUUGCCGCUGCGCCUCCCCGCGGCCCGCGCCUGCAGCGGCGGCGGCGGCAGCGCCCGCAACCCGUCCUCUUCCGCUGGGAACCCGCUAGUGUACCUGGACGUGGGCGCUGACGGGCAGCCGCUCGGCCGCGUGGUGCUGGAGCUGAAGGCAGAUGUCGUCCCAAAGACAGCAGAGAACUUCCGAGCCCUGUGUACCGGGGAGAAGGGCUUUGGCUACAAAGGCUCCACGUUUCACAGAGUGAUUCCGUCCUUCAUGUGCCAGGCUGGCGACUUCACCAACCAUAAUGGCACAGGGGGGAAGUCCAUCUACGGAAGCCGCUUUCCUGACGAGAACUUCACACUGAAACACGUGGGGCCAGGCAUCCUGUCCAUGGCAAAUGCAGGUCCCAACACCAAUGGCUCCCAGUUCUUCAUUUGCACCAUAAAGACAGACUGGUUGGAUGGCAAACAUGUUGUGUUUGGCCACGUCAAAGAGGGCAUGGAUGUUGUGAAAAAAAUAGAAUCUUUUGGCUCCAAGAAUGGGAAGACGUCCAAGAAGAUUGUGAUCACGGACUGCGGCCAGUUGAGCUAAUGCCCUGCGGCCAGGGUGCUGGGCCGGCAGCAGCUGCGUGUGUGUUGACUCCCCCAGGUGGCCGCCUCGGGAUCCCCACGUAGGUGCCCUGUGGAGUCGCCUGCGCUUGCUCUGCCAUCGCCAUGUGCUUGAGGAAGCCCUCUCAGGAAUGUCAGACCUCAGGACCCACCAGACUGCUUCCCGAAUGCCCACCCUUCCUCAUGACCCCAUUUCUAGACCCCCAUUGUGAACAUCCUGUCACCAUUCCUCAUCAGGCAUCGGCUGUGAUUGUCCAGCCCAAGGUGGGGGGCUUUAGGUUAGUUUUCAAUGAAGUUCCUGCCUUUUCCUUGACUUCUGUUCUGUUAGGUCAAGGGAAAAAGCCAGUUGCUGCAAAAAGGGCUGUUAUGUACCUGUUUAAUGGUGCCUUCCUAACUAGAAUGAUUUAAUUAACGAGACUGCCUGGAGAUGAAGCUGUAACACUAGCAACUCCAUGCUGUGAUUUGACCUGAGUUGGUGGCCCAGGUCACACAACUCCAGAGCUUGGCCUCUGGAACAUAAUCAGGGCUUUUGUGAAGGGUCUCAUGUCUAAGGCCUUUGAUCCCAGCCACUGUGAAUCCCGUUGGUUUGCUGCUGUCAUUUUUUGCGUAGAGUCGGGGGGGAUGGGGUGGGGGAGGGGGGUAGAAGCAGAUGAACCUGGGGACAAAGCCACUGAGAGCUGUGCCUAGUCAAUGUGGAAAAUGGAAGUGGCCUGGGAGUGCCGUGGGCUCAGGAGAAAGUAAACGUGUAUUUCCUGGUGGGCUUUGAUUUUUCUUUGUUUAGUAACUUAAAUCUUCUGAUUAUGUAAUAUAGUUUAGCAACGUUUAUUUAUGUUCACCUUACAUGUGACAAUAAAUCCUAUUUUCUAUAAA
Molecule: messenger RNA, 1640 nt
Organism: Hipposideros armiger (great roundleaf bat)
Lineage: Eukaryota; Metazoa; Chordata; Mammalia; Chiroptera; Hipposideridae
Gene: PPIF
Product: peptidylprolyl isomerase F
Exons: 6
Coding region: 127-753 (208 amino acids)
Biological process (GO): protein folding; protein peptidyl-prolyl isomerization
Cellular component (GO): cytoplasm
Molecular function (GO): cyclosporin A binding; peptidyl-prolyl cis-trans isomerase activity
Source: RefSeq, a predicted model, not a curated record